Messenger RNA from Cantharellus anzutake, 1250 nucleotides. RefSeq lists its product as uncharacterized. Lineage: Eukaryota; Fungi; Basidiomycota; Agaricomycetes; Cantharellales; Hydnaceae. The transcript has 9 exons. Bases 321 to 1010 code for a protein of 229 amino acids. The record is from RefSeq and is a predicted model, not a curated record.
GGCUUCGAUGGCAUGUGGAUUUGCUCCACGUUGUGAUUGACUCCGAAAUGAGGAAGCGAUUGGAAUUGCAAGAAACGCCAAACUCUCCAACGCUUUCUUCAUAGAAAGCUCUAUACUUAUGGAGAUGAUAUCACAACUGAGUAAUUUUAACGCCUCGUAGUACAUGCCCAAUUAGUCUUCCUGCUAUGAACUGCCUUGCAUGUCCUGCCCCUUGUGAUUUCCAUCAUCACCUUGCCUGCUGGCGACUUGACCACGUCCUUCUCCUCCUGGUGGUUUGACCGAACACCGUCGAGAUUUCAGACCAUUUGAACCGCGCGGUCAUGUCAAACUUGUUUGUAUCAUUCCGUUACUGGAUUCAUGGAUUCUUUUUCUGCUGUUCGGUCGUCAUACUAGUGAUAUCGUCUACACUUGCAUCGCACUUCUUGCCGCAACAUCAGGGCCUUCUGAUACUCUCCAUUGUUGCGUCGGCACUCACCAUAUUCAUCCUAUUCUUGCUUAAUGGCGGUCCUCAGCCCCAGUUCGAAUUGUCUGCGAUCCUUCUUUUGAGUUGGCUGUGGCUUGGUCUUGGCGCAUACACUGGAGAUUACAUCGGAGAUACCCAAUGCUAUCUUCUGACGGGAACUAUAUCCGCAUCUGGGAAAGACUACUCAAACAAGGGAUUCUGUCAGCAGAUCAAAGUCAUUAACGCGUUUUCCUGGGCGCUGUUCGCCGUCAUGUCUGCUUACUGGGUACUUGUGUACUUCAUCGUUGGCUUCGUCGAGACUCGAAUUCCGUACAUAUGGGAAGGGAACAUCGACGACGUUUACUUUCCCGACGAAGAAAGAGCCGUGUAUCCGGCCGGUAUUCGAGGCCCAGGGCGUUUGGGUGGCGGUGCCUAUCCAGCGGGUAACGUCGUUCAGACAGGACCCAAUAGCCAAGGGGUGUAUCCGCUGCCUGGACACCAAGUAGUGGUUGCGACCGAUGGGAGUGGACAACAGCAAAUCACGCAAGUCCCUAUUGGAUUUUCAUGAUGAUUUAAAAACCCGUCCGAACCCAGCCCGUACAGCCAACGAUUCACCCCAUUGCGGUCAAGGAAAUUCCUCCCCGUUCGUGUCCUUUGUAUUUGUGUUGUUUUCAUUUGUUCACUUGUUUUGAUCCCUGUCAUACUUUGCGAGUCGUCUAUUGUCCGCGUUUGGCUGCAGGGUCUUCCUCAAGACACGAUCUGCAGUUCCCCUAUAUAUAUAUACACAACGACUUCUUGAUGUUCAUAG